GCUGAGAAAAGCUCUGCUGGAGCCACAGGAGCUGGGCCAUGGAGCAGUACUUCUCGGCCACACAGAAGAUGGAGCAGGAGGUGAUGUUUCCCAGCCUGCUCCGAGGGGUCUUCCUGGAGCCCGACGAGGCCUCCCCCACUGCCAGUGGUCGCAAGGACCUGUACGAGCACUACCAGCUCCUGAAGUCCAUCAAGCCUGUGGUGGAGAGAGGCCUGGGGUCCGUCACCGAGCACAGCCUGCCCAGCGCCAGCAUGCACAAAGCCCCAGACGACGAUGCAGACACUGAUCUGGAAGAACGCCUGUCCCACCACCUCAACGGCUUGCAGCAGGUGCUCACCCACCUCACCAGAGACGCCAACGCCCUCACCCGACGGUACAGCCAAAUCCUCGAGCAGAUCAACCUCAGUGAAGGGCAGCCCAGCUGGUGAACCUGACCCUCCAUCUCCAAGGCCAACUCAUCCUCCGUGCACUGAGGCAGCUCAUCCCUGACCACCAGUGCUGCUGCACAACGGCAAUGGUUUUGACCCUGGGAAAACCACAUUGGCUGUCGUCCCCAUAUGAAGAAUCAUCUGCCAUCUUUUUGGAGGUCCAUCAGAAGAGCUCCGUGGCUCCAGACAUAUCUCUUUAUUUUCAAAGAGCAGCAUGCUAACAACCGCAUUGCACUACUGCACUGAGAACUCUGCCAGGCCCUUGUAAAUGCUGAACCCCUUCUCCAGCUGGUACCUGGACUUUGAGGGGAGUUUCCCCCCCUCCUUGCUAAUAAAACUAUUGCCUUGAAGGCUCUUGUGA
Molecule: messenger RNA, 789 nt
Organism: Rhea pennata
Lineage: Eukaryota; Metazoa; Chordata; Aves; Rheiformes; Rheidae
Product: mid1-interacting protein 1-B-like
Exons: 2
Coding region: 39-428 (129 amino acids)
Biological process (GO): regulation of lipid biosynthetic process
Cellular component (GO): cytosol
Source: RefSeq, a predicted model, not a curated record